Laccaria bicolor S238N-H82 is the source of this 1047-nucleotide messenger RNA. RefSeq lists its product as uncharacterized. The record is from RefSeq and is a predicted model, not a curated record. The coding region runs from base 1 to 1047 and encodes 348 amino acids. Gene Ontology annotation, molecular function: oxidoreductase activity. The transcript is spliced from 11 exons. Lineage: Eukaryota; Fungi; Basidiomycota; Agaricomycetes; Agaricales; Hydnangiaceae.
AUGGCUCUUCCCGCUACAACUCAUGAAUAUAUCAUUCCCAAGGUUGGCUCUUACAACAAUUUGAAGCUGCAAGAGAGGCCAACGCCGCAGCCACGCCCCGGCGAAGUUUUGGUCAGAGUGCAUGCUGUUUCGCUCCAGUACCGGGAUCUUUUAGUUUCCAAUGGGCAUUACCCUGUUGGCCGUACAGAAAACAUUGUUCCAUGCUCCGAUAUGGCUGGCGAAAUUGUCGCCCUUGGGUCGGAUGUCAAAGGAUGGAAGCAUGGCGACCGGGUUUGCGCUAAUUUCGCCUUUGAACAUAUUCACGGGGAUACCAACGAGGAAAUUUUGAGAUCAGCUCAUGGUGGCCAAGCUGAUGGGGUUUUGACGGAAUACAAAACAUUCCCUGCAUACUCACUCGUUGGCAUUCCCGAUCAUCUAUCCUAUGAAGAAAGCUCUACGCUCCCUUGCGCUGGCUUAACGGCUUACAAUGCUUUGAAUGGACCUAAGCCAAUCAAAUCUGGUGAUUUUGUUCUCGUUCUCGGCACUGGUGGUGUUUCGUUCUUUGCAUUGCAGUUCGCCAUUGCAGCUGGUGCGAUCGUCAUUGCAACAUCCUCCUCGGACGAGAAGUUGAAGCUCGCUGCUAAGCACGGAGCCAAACAUACCAUCAACUACAGAACGACUCCGAAUUGGGAUGAUGAAGUUUUGAAGAUUACGAAGGGGGUCGGCGUUGACCAUGUAGUCGAAGUUGGCGGAAAGGGGACUCUGCCACGCUCAAUUAAUGCAGCUCGAUAUGGUGGCAUAGUGCAUUUAAUUGGUUUCGUCUCCAAGGACGACACCGAUUUUGACCUGGUCAAACUAAUCAUUGUUAAAUCUGUCGUGCUUCGGGGUAUCAUGGUUGGCUCCGUCACACAGUUCAAAGAUAUGAUUCGCGCAAUGGAGGCGAACCCAGCAGUGACCAGACCCGUCAUUCACAAACAUUUUAAGUUCGAAGACGCAAUCAAGGCUUAUGCCUACCUUGAGUCGCAAGCGCACACAGGAAAAGUUGUGAUCCGGGUAUUAAAACACUAA